UCAACCAGCGGAGAGUUUUCCACUUAAGAUGUGUCUGCAGUUCAACUCUCUUACUAAAAGUACGACUUGGCCACCCCUACAACACUGCCAAAGACCUUGGACAGUCUGUGUGAGGUGUCAGAAACCAGAUAGAAGGGUGGACAGCCCCAUCAACAGGAUCCAGGCACAGAACAACUUUAACGUUCAGCAGUUUACAGGUGUGUGGCGUCUUAUUGCUGUUGGGUCAGAAUGUUCCUUCCUGAAGAUUAACAACAACAGGCUAGAGGCGGUCACUAUGAAGGUUACCAAUCAGGAUGGAGAUAUUCGUAUCAAUACAUUCCGCAAACUGGAUGGGCUCUGCUGGGACAUUAAACAAGACUACAGCAAGGCUGCAACUCCAGGACGAUUCUCCAGGAAAAAUCGUGGUCUGACUACUGAUAUUGUCAUUGCUGAAACGGAUUACAGCAAUUACGCAAUCCUCUUCCUUCAACAGAGACGGAAAAUCACCGUCAAACUCUACGGGAGAGGCAUCAAUGUUAAUGAAGCCGUACAACUGAAGUUCCGUCAACUUGUCAUCAGCAGCAACAUCCCAGAGAUUUUCAUUUACGAGUUCCCUCGCUAUGGGCACUGUGACGUUGCCGAUGAAUUUCAUCAGCUCGAUGACGAUUUUGGAAAAUCUUGAAGCAAGUAAGCCCAGAAAUGAUGGCAGAUUCGAUUCAUUUCUUUGUUAUUGGACCUAAUCAGCAUUUGUUUUUCUGUCCUGCCAAUUAAUCAAAUAAAGCUGUGUGGCAACAAA
Carcharodon carcharias (great white shark) is the source of this 775-nucleotide messenger RNA. RefSeq names its product complement component 8, gamma polypeptide (gene c8g). The record is from RefSeq and is a predicted model, not a curated record. The transcript has 8 exons. Bases 29 to 661 code for a protein of 210 amino acids. Gene Ontology annotation, biological process: complement activation. NCBI's taxonomy places the organism in Eukaryota, Metazoa, Chordata, Chondrichthyes, Lamniformes, Lamnidae. Gene Ontology annotation, cellular component: membrane attack complex.